Molecule: messenger RNA, 723 nt
Organism: Pieris macdunnoughi
Lineage: Eukaryota; Metazoa; Arthropoda; Insecta; Lepidoptera; Pieridae
Source: the annotation of a GenBank genome assembly
AUGGCUCUUCCUCAAAAAAAAUACUAUCGCCAACGAGCACACUCUAACCCGAUGGCAGAUCAUUGUUUUGAAUACCCUUCAAAGCCUGACGAAUACGAUUGGUCAGAGUUAUAUCCUGAUUUAAAUAACGGUUUGAAUAACAAGCUAGUUGAAUUUUUAGAUGUUGGUUGUGGUUAUGGAGGUCUUUUAGUAACACUUUCUCCAAUGUUUGAGAAAAGUCUGAUAUUGGGCUUAGAAAUAAGAGUAAAAGUAUCAGAUUAUGUAAAUGACAGAAUUCAAGCUCUUAGAACACAAAAUCCAGAAAAGUUCCAAAAUAUUGCUGUUUUACGAACAAAUGCUAUGAAAUAUUUACCUAAUUUCUUCCAUAAGGGUCAGAUAAAAAAAAUGUUUUUCCUCUACCCAGAUCCUCACUUUAAGAAAUCAAAACAUAAAUGGAGAGUAAUUAACAAGUGGCUACUUUCAGAAUAUGCAUAUGUUUUAGCUGAACAGGGUACUGUGUAUACUAUAACUGAUGUAAAAGAUCUACAUGAAUGGAUGGUUAAGCAUUUUGAGGAACAUGAAUUAUUUGAAAGAAUUUCUGAUAAGGAACUGAAAGAAGAUAAAAUUGUAGAGAAACUUUUUGAAAGUACAGAAGAGGGUCAAAAGGUGUCUAGAAAUAAUGGUGAAAAAUUUCUUGCAGUUUUUAGAAGGGUUGGUGAUAAGUUUAAAAUUACAACUAAAUGA